This is a messenger RNA of Epinephelus lanceolatus (giant grouper), 879 nucleotides long. NCBI's taxonomy places the organism in Eukaryota, Metazoa, Chordata, Actinopteri, Perciformes, Serranidae. The record is from RefSeq and is a predicted model, not a curated record.
AUGGCACAGCAAGGAGAUCAGUUUAGCCUGAGAAAACUCUGCUGUUCGAUCUGUCUGGAUCUACUGAAGGAUCCGGUGACUAUUGCCUGUGGACACAACUACUGUAUGAGCUGUAUUAAAAGCCACUGGGACAAAGAGGAUCAGAGGCAAAUCCACAGCUGUCCUCAGUGCAGACGGACCUUUGUACCGAGGCCUGCUCUGGUGAAAAACACCAUGUUAGCAGAUUUAGUGGAGGAACAGAAGACGACAGGACUCCAAGCUGCUCCAGCUGAUCACUAUGCCAGACCUGAAGAUGUUGUUUGUGAUUUCUGCACUGGGAGAAAGCGGAAAGCUGUCAAGUCCUGUCUUCAGUGUCUGGUUUCUGCCUGUAAGCAGCACCUCCAGCCUCACUAUGAAGUUGUUCCAUUAAAGAAACACAAGCUGGUCGACCCCUCGAAGGAGCUUCAGGAGAACAUCUGUACUCGUCACAUUGAGGUGAUUAAGAUUUUCUGCCGCACUGAUCAGCAGUGUAUCUGUUAUCUGUGCUCCUUGGAUGAACAUAAAGGCCACGACACCGUCUCAGCUGCAGCAGAAAUGAGGAAAAAGCAGCAACAGCUCAGUGUGAGAUGGCAACACAUCCCUCCGAGAAUCCAGAACAGAGAGAAAGAUGUGACUGUGCUUCAGCAGGAGCUGGAGGCUAUCAACCGCUCUGCUGAUAAAGCUGUGUUGGACAGUGAGAAGAUGUCCACAGAGCUAGUCCAACUUAUUGAGAAAAAAAGGACAGAUAUGAAGCAACGGAUCAGAUCCCGGCAGAAAAGUGAAGUCAGUCGGGUCAAAGAGCUUCAGGAGAAGCUGCAGCAGGAGAUCACUGAACUGAGGCAAUUAUGCUAUCAGCUGUAG